GCAGGAAGCGUGCUUGUGAGUUUUUCCCUGGUUUUCCCCAAGAGAGAAAAGGUUUGUUUUUCUAGGAGAGAAGGCACCUCUUAUUAUCGGCUUCAAACGUCAAAGAAAAAGGAAGAAGCGUCACAAAACGGCGAAGACCUAAAAUUAUGAACAUUUGACUUUUUUCUAUGGCUGGGUAUUAUUGAUUAUCUAAUUAAAAAAUGCUCGUGACACAUAGCAAAACGAAUAGGUUUUUUGAUUAUGAUAUGGGACAUCCCUACGGGGUCCCAAAUUAUACAGAGGACCAUCUCAUGGGCAUGAGUCUGGAGAAGCUGCUUGCCCUACAGACGGAAAUGCGUAAUGUAGUCCGUGGAUUAACACAUGACUACAUUGGAUCUGGAGGAUCGCUCGAGGAGGACGAAUUGGAGGAGCUUGAUGCUCUCUGUAAGGAUGAAGACUCUGAAGAAGAAUUGGAGGAGGAUGCUUUCUUGUUAGGAACGGACAAGCGACCUUCAGCUGCGUACAAGACGACGAGUAAGCUUAGAGGCAAGGAGCUGCAACUUAUAAAGGAGUCUUCUAGUAAAAAAGCCUACAAUCGUUCCAGGGUACGAAUUUCUUCUCCAGGAGGAAAACAAAUCCCGGUGCGCAUAGAGGUUGAGAAAUAUAUUGCAGAUGAAAUUCGGAAGCGAAUCUCAGGAGGCUUCGUACCAUUAACACCGCAGAAAAUUCAGCUGCUUUUUGUGAAAUUGAUGCGGUUGAACGGCUGCAGUUCUUACUAUGGGGUGAAGGACGGAGUGGGAAGCAAAGCAGCUUACUCCUGGCUGAGUGCAUUCAUGAACAGGCAUAGCCUCCAGAUUACGCAGCGAAUUCAUACAAUUAGCUCUCGGAAUGAUGUGGAAAUGAGGAGGGAGAUUUUCACGACUUGGGGAAGAUGGUAUCGACUGAUGGAGCUUGUGGGGAAUCGCAUGAACAUCCUGAAGCGUGACCAUCCGAAUACUCCAGUAUAUUUUAUUCGUCUUAAUAUCGACGAAACCUUCAUGAGGCGCCAUGUGGAGGCAAGGAGUUGUGUGGUGCCUGCUGGUCAGACUCGUCGUCUGAAUCGUUCAUGGCAUGGAGCAAAAAAGACCACGAAGGAGGGAGUGAGUUUCGUUCUUGUCAUUAGCGAUUCACCUGAUUUCACUUUUCGUUCAACGAUUGUAGCAGGCGAGAAGCAUCCGCCACUGGGUGAGAAGGAAGCUAUUCGCGAUAUUUGGACGCCUCGCUUCUAUUUCGAAAGCGAAGGAAAUUCGAAAGGAAAUCACGUUGUGGACCAGAUCAUGUGGAAACGAAUAAUGUCACGCAUCGUCAAAGAAAAGCGUCAGUAUGAAUCUCGAGAAGGUGUGAAGCUUGUUCUUGCGGUCAUAUACGAUGCAGCUCCAGUGCAUUAUUUAGAUGAUGACUGGAGGGAGUCGAAUUUGGAAGAUGAACACGAUAUCUAUACAUUCAUGCUCCAGGCUGAAUGUGGUUCCUACGUGCAGCCUUUGGAUUGUGCAGGCAUCAUCAGCAGCAUCAAGGAAGGGCAAGCAGCAGUGGAGCAAUAUAAUGCUUUGACCUCAGCAGCUUUUUGCUCGUUCGUUCUUCGUACACUGGAGCUUCACGCGCACGAGCGAACAUUUGAUGCUUUUGGUUUCGUGCAUCACAUUGGGAUGAUGCGACCACUUCAAUCGGAGCUGCGUCGUUUUCUAUUAGAUCUUCAAUAACUAAAUACCCAGCCUUAGAAAAUUAUCUUAUAUCUAAUAUGAUGAACGCAACUACUACCGCCAAAGGAGCUGCGCAGAAGGAGAAGCGACAAGCAUCAAGCUCCAGCUCUAAGGUGAAAGGAGCAUCGAAAAAGUUGCGGAUCGAAGAGUCUGCGUCUGAACAU
Molecule: messenger RNA, 1882 nt
Organism: Amoebophrya sp. A25
Lineage: Eukaryota; Dinophyceae; Syndiniales; Amoebophryaceae
Source: the annotation of a GenBank genome assembly